CCUUUCAUUUCAAAUUAACCUUCGUUUCCACUCCAAAAUCCAGCCUCAACAAUGAUUGUGAGAACGCCUCUACCGAAGAAACGACGGCCUGAAGCCACCGGCAACUCCGAUAGCCCUAACUCCGAUGGCCGUUUCGUCAUCUUCGAGGACCUGCCGGAGCCCGAACCUUCUCAUCAACAUUCCGAUCAGAUGCUUUGCACUUACCAGUGCCGCCAAUUGGUCAAAGCAGAUUUUCUGGACGCCUUAGGCAGCGCAGAAAAAAAAUCACAGGAUUAUCAAUCUAAACUUGAGGCAAUGGACAGUGACCUGCGCAAAUCGGAAGCUGAAAGGAUGAAAUUUCGGGAUCAGCUUCUAUACGCAGAACAAGAAGUAGCUGCUGCGAAGGGACGUGAGCAGGCUUUGCAAGACCAGCUCUUGAAAGAAGUCAGUGAAUCACAGGAGCGACUAAGAAAGCAGAUUCAUAUCCAUAGUGAACUUGAGGUAAAAUUUAGAAAAGAGAUGGAACUUCGCAAAAAAGCAGAAUCUUUGCUCUCUUCGGCUGAAGAAAAAGCAAACCUUUUAGAGGGAAAAUUGAGCCACGUCUCUGAAAGUAUAGAGAGGGAGAAAGUUCGUCUUCAGAAGGAACUUACGCAACUUAAACAAGAAUCGAAACUUUCCAUGGAGAGAAUUAGUGCAGAUCUUCAAAGGAUGGAAUGCAAAGCUAGCAACUCUGAGAAAGAAGCGGCUAUGCUAAAGGAACAACUGGAAAACCUUCAAACAAAACUCAACGAGUGCUUGCAUGAGAAGAAUGAAGUAGAGAAAAAACUUUCGACUUUAACACAUCAAGAAUUUCCUUCAGAUGACAAUAUCUUGGUGAAGCACUUGAGAGAAGAGCUUAGAAACUAUGAAUCAGAAGUUCGUGAAGCUAGAAAAUGGAAGGCUUCUCAUGAGGACAUCGAGUUAUUGAGGGAGAAAUUGUUGGAGGAAAAGGGUUGCAGAGAGAGGGCCGAGUCAGAGGUUUUGAAAUUAUCGGAAGCACAGAUAAAUGGAAAGAAGUUGGAGGAUGAAUUAUCUUCAUGGAAAUCAAUAAUAAAAGAUAUUCCCGGUGUAACAUCUGCUGCUGACAUCCCUCUUAAGUUUGAAGCCUUACAAAAAGAGGUUCUUGAAGGCAUGAUGAAGAUGGGAGAGGUUACUGCACGUUUAAAACAAGUGGAGGUUGCUCUUGAUGUUGCUGAAAACACUAGACAAAAUGUGGAAACAGAGUUUGCGUUAACCAAUGAAAAGAUGGAACUUUUGAAAUUGGAGCUCAAGCGAACUGAGUUACUGCUUUCUUCAACUACAGAGGAGAGAGAUCGUUUGAAGAUUGUUGUUGAUCAAUUGAAACAGCAGAAGACUGUUGAAGCAGGGGGUGCAAUGACAGAUGGGACGGUUAAGGAGCUUGAAGCAUCCCUUGCCAUGAAGGAAGAUCUUAUAAAGCAAUUGGAGAGCUCUAUACAAGAGCAAAAAGACGUGAACACUCGUCAACAUAAUGAAAUAAAGUUACUUAAUGAAAGGCUGAGUAAUGAAUCAAGAAGAAUAAAGUCAUUAGAGAGGGAGGAUGAUCGUCUCCGCUCAGAGAUAGCUAUAUUGGAGUCAAAGUUGGGUCAUGGUGAUUUUUCAUCUGCAAGUACAAAAGUAUUGCGUAUGGUGAACAGCUUGGCAGUUGACAGUGAGGCAAAACAGACAAUAGAGGCUUUGCAGAAUGAAUUACAGAAGACAAAAGACAAAUUACAAGCCAUUGAGGAGUUAAAAAAACAAUCAGGUGAUGCUGGGACAUUGGUAGAUUCAUAUAUUUCUGGAAAAGUGGUUCAAUUAAAAGAGCAAAUUGCCACCCUCGAGAAACGUGAGGAAAGGUAUAAGGCAGUUUUUGCAGAUAGAAUCUCAGUUUUUCGACGUGCUUGCUGUGAACUAUUCGGCUACAAGAUUGUCAUGGAUGAUCACCAACGAUCAGAUGGGAUCCCUGUUACACGGUUUACCCUUCAGUCUAUAUAUGCUCAAAGUGAUGAUGAAAAACUUCAGUUUGAGUACGAAUCAGGGAACACAAAAAUUCUGGGAAAUAACUACACCCAACAACCCGAUAUAUCCCACCAGGUUGAAAUUUUCAUACGGAAGCUGAACUCUAUUCCGGCUUUCACUGCCAACUUAACAGUCGAGUCUUUCAAUAAGAGGACACUCUCGUGAGACGGUAACUUGUCUUGUUGCUUUGCAGUUCUUUCACAAAAGGGUCGGGCCUUAAAUUCUUAAUCCUGUGCAACGAUUUAAAUUGCUUUUUACUGAAUUGAGUAAUAUUUUCUAAAAUGGGGCAAUAGUAUUGAAAACAUAUUUGUAUUUGAUAGCUUGUUUGUGUUCUUGACUGUUUAAGUUGUAUGUUUUUGUUCAA
Molecule: messenger RNA, 2398 nt
Organism: Helianthus annuus (common sunflower)
Lineage: Eukaryota; Viridiplantae; Streptophyta; Magnoliopsida; Asterales; Asteraceae
Product: mitotic spindle checkpoint protein MAD1
Exons: 16
Coding region: 52-2199 (715 amino acids)
Biological process (GO): mitotic spindle assembly checkpoint signaling; attachment of mitotic spindle microtubules to kinetochore
Cellular component (GO): mitotic spindle; nuclear envelope; kinetochore
Source: RefSeq, a predicted model, not a curated record